CACAUGUCAAAGAAGUCUAUUUCGUAAGUAUUUUCUUUGUGAAUAUAAUAGGACCGUCGCAGCCGACACCGGUACACCCAUCUUGCAUGGCUUGCGUGUUGCAAUGACGCUCUCAGCAUUCUCGCUCAGAAUGAAAGCCCUUCGUGCGAAUGCAGCGAUGUAUCGGUUGCCAUCUCCAGCAGUGCGAGCUGGGACAGUGCGUCGUUGCGCUUCUUCCUCCUCGCCCCCACCUCCGCCACCGCCGCCUCCCCCGGGCGGCAGCGGUGGUGCAGGCGCGGGGGCAGGCGGCCCCCUGCCCCCUCCUGGAGCCCAGUGGUGGUGGCGGGCGCUGCAGGUCUGCGCGGGAGUGCUGACGACUGCGGGUGUUGCCGCUGCCGCGCUGCCUUCCGUGCUCAACACGCAGUGGGGGCUGCAGCGGGCCAUGGAGCUUGUCAACACACGCAUGCCGGGUCGUGUGGAGGUGGCGGAGGCGCGGCUCAGCUGGACCGGCCCCUGCGAGCUGCAGUGCGUCAAGGUGUACGACAGCCCUCGCGGCGGGCAGAUCCUGCUGCACCUCAACAAGGUCUCCACGGCAGCAAGCCUGUGGCAGCUGCUGACCGGUAACAGCGGCUUCAAUCUGGUGAUCUCCAAGCCCUGGAUCAACGCCAUCUACGACCCACGGGUCUCUGACUUCAAACUCAUCACCUUUGCGGAGAAAGUCGGUCUGCUCAAUGCGCCACCGCCACCUCCUCGUCGACAAUCCUCGCAGCAACAACAACAGCCCGCAGCCGGCAACGGUAGCGGCAACGGCAGCGGCAACAGUCGGUUGGUGCAGGCGUUGGCUCGUGUCAACAGCAAGAUGGGGUUCAAUGCGGACGUGCGUCUGGGUGGUGUGAACCUAGUGGUGGCGGAUGGGAUGCUUCUGGUGGCGGAAGAAGUCAGGCAGAUCAUGGGCCCGGCGGUUCACGUCACGGGUGCAUUCGGGGAGAAGGAGCUGCGCGAGUGGGCUUCGGAGCUGGGAUUGGAUGUGCAGUGGGCGGUGAUCAAGCCCGCUGCCGCCUCCGCCUACUCCGCCUCCGCUGCGGACUUGCGGCCGCCGCCGGCGGUGAUGCAGCGGCCGGCCGCCUACCGCCCCGGCAUGAUGCAGGUUCACUCGGAGCACUUCACGGGCGAGGUGCGCCUGUGGCAGGCGGAGGACCACUCGCUGCUGCACCAGCCCGCCACCGCGCAGCUGGACCUCACACCCGCGCUGUCCAGGUUGGGUCUGGGCAGCGCCAACCCGCUGCUGGGUGACGUGGCGCAGGUGGGCGGCGGGGAGCGGCUGCAGGUGGCGUUCAGCCCCGAGGGAGGCCGGCUGCCCUACCAGGCGGCGACUGUGGAGAUGGCCCCCACCACCCUGCUCCUGGGCCCCUCCUCCAUCGCCGCGGGGCUGCUGGGCGAGCUGGGGCUGCACGGCCUCUCACCCGCCACCGCCAUCGCCGCAGCAGGCGCCAUCGCUGCUGCCAAGGGCGCUGCGGGCAGGGAGGGCGCCGCCGCCGCCGCCGCCGCUUCCUCCUCCCCCGCAUCGCUGCAAGCCGAGGUCUCCCGCAUGCGGGUGCACUUCCGGCGGGAUGCGGAGCUCCGGACCGAGCGAGUGGACAUGCGGAUUGGAGCCGCCGCAGGGGCCGCGGGUGCUGCUAGCAGCAGCGGCAGUGAUAACGACAACAGCAACAACAACAACAGCGGCAGUGGUGGUGUGCGGGUGGCGCUGUGGGGUUCCGCAGACCUGCAAAAGGACCAGCUAGACUUUACGCUGGGUGUGGCACCCGGGCCGCUGCUGGAGAGGCUGGGGCUGGGCGGUGAUGCGGGGCUGCCGGAGGGGCUGCUGCUGCUGGUGCCGCUGCGGGGGCCGGUGUCGGCGCCUCGGUAUGAUGUGGGCGGCGCGGUGGUGCGGCUGGGGCAGCUGGCGGCGCGACAGAAGGCGACGCAGUGGGCGGAGCGGCAGGAGCAGCGCAGGGAGAACGGAGAGGGCGGUGUUGCGGCCGGUCUGGGUGCGCUGCUGAGCGCUGUGGCGCCCCCCGGGGAGCUGCUGGCGGGGCUGGAGCGGCAACUGCAGGAGGACCUGGCCAGGAUACCGCCGCCACUGGAGGCGUAGGAGGAUGCAGGGCUGGGGACGCGGUGCAAGUAUUAAGGCUGGGUGCCAGCUGGUUUGGAGCCUCGUGAGGCGUGGCGUGGAAAGAGUGAUCAGGUGUCGUGGCAUGCAACUAUCUGGAAAGGGUACUACCGGUAGCUCCUCUCUGGCAUCUGGAACUCUGAAGCAAUUGCGAGGCAGUGUAUCAGCGUGCGCUUGUGCCGAUCAGGCGGGGUAAGGGUUUACACGUACACAUGGUUAAGACGUUCAAAGACUCUGAGCUGAUGCCCUUGAAAAUGGUCUUGUAGAGCCCGGCGGCCGUCUGGUGGCGUGGUGACGGUGCAGGUGUAAUCCAUAACCCAUGACACUCGGGCGCCGACUUACAUAGGUGCUCAUUGCUCACAUGCUCAGUAACCUAACCUCGAACUCCACACUGUGUACAGAUAGAUGAUAAAUAAGCCGAGAAGUAGUCUGCAUAC
Messenger RNA from Astrephomene gubernaculifera, 2568 nucleotides. Lineage: Eukaryota; Viridiplantae; Chlorophyta; Chlorophyceae; Chlamydomonadales; Astrephomenaceae. The record is from the annotation of a GenBank genome assembly.